Messenger RNA from Theobroma cacao (cacao), 2868 nucleotides. RefSeq names its product Pentatricopeptide repeat (PPR-like) superfamily protein. NCBI's taxonomy places the organism in Eukaryota, Viridiplantae, Streptophyta, Magnoliopsida, Malvales, Malvaceae. Gene Ontology annotation, molecular function: protein binding. The record is from RefSeq and is a predicted model, not a curated record.
AAAGUCCAGUGUCCUGACCGUUAGACCUUGUGUCUAUAUUUCGGAAAAGUAAAAGUUAUCCAAAUACAAGAGCGAAAGAGUGAUUUUAUUUCAUCAAGCACGAUUCUCAUUUCUCGCCGGUUAGCACCCAAAAACCCUUAUGAGAAGAACCCUGUUGAAGCCUCUUUAUCCCGGCUCUCUAUCCCGUCUGCAAUCUCCACUUUUAUCUAGUCCCCACAGAAAUGUUGAGUCACCGCCAAACCCUCCUAAACUGUUAUCCAACCCAAUCUCCAUUUCCUCCUCCAGGUUCAUAUUCACUCCGAGUUAUCUUCCUCCUCCCGAGUGGAUAGAGCCCUUUUUUAAAGUCUCUGGUUUAGCCUCAAUAUUUCCUCGAGACUUGCAGCCAUCUCCUUGGGUAAGCAAAAUUGUCAAUCUUUUAGAUGGUUCUUCUAACAUGGAAUUAAAUUUAUACUCGUUUUGCCACAAGUUCUCGAUCCAGUUGUCUCCAAAUUUUGUUGCUUUUGUUUUAGCUUCUGUUGAGGUUCAAAACAAACCUGAUGUUGCUUUGAGGUUCUUAACAUGGGCUGCUAAGCAAAAGAAAUAUACCCAUAAGCUGGAAUGUUAUGUUUCUAUGAUAAAUGUUUUAGCUUUAGAAAAUGAUUUGGCAAAAGUAAGAUUCUUAUUUGGUCAACUUAAAGAAAUGGGGUCUGUAAUGACAAUGUCAUCAGCAAAUUCUUUGAUUAAGAACUGUGGGGGACUUGGGAUGGUAGAGGAGUUAUUAUGGGUGUGGCGAAGAAUGAAAGAGAAUGAGAUUGAACCUAGUUUAUAUGCGUUUAACUUUUUACUUAAUGGAUUGGUAAAUUCUAUGUUUGUUGAAUCUACGGAGCAGGUUUUCAAGGUUAUGGAGAACAGUAAAAUUAGGCCAGAUGUUGUCAAUUAUAAUACCAUGAUUAAAGGAUAUUGUAAGGCAGGAAAAACCCAGAAAGCAAUGGAAAAAUUACAAGCUAUGGAGACAAUAAAUUUGGAGCCAGAUAAGGUUACUUAUAUGACAUUGAUGCAGGCAUGCUAUUCAGAGGGGAAUUUUGAUUCUUGUUUGGGUUUGUAUCAUGAAAUGGUGGAGAAGAGCUGUGAAGUUCCGCCUCAUGCGUAUAGUUUGAUUAUUGGAGGACUUUGUAAAGACGGGAAAUGUCUUGAAGGAUAUGCUGUUUUUCAGAAUAAGAUUCGGAUUUGGUUUAAAGCAAAUGUGGUGAUUUAUACAAUUGUGAUAGAUGCAUUUGCAAGAUGUGGAAGGAUGGAAGAUGCAUUAAAGCUAUUUGAGGGGAUGAAAACUGAUGGGUUUGAACCUGAUGAGGUUUCAUAUGGGGCCAUCGUUAAUGGAUUGUGUAAGAGUGGAAGAUUAGAUGAGGCCAUGGAGUAUCUCAGGUUUUGUAGAGCUAAUGAAGUGGCAAUUAAUGCCAUGUUUUAUUCUAGUCUAAUUGAUGGGUUGGGUGAGGCUGGUAGAGUGGAUGCAGCUCAGAAACUUUUUGAAGAGAUGGUUGAGAAAGGUUGCCCACAGGAUUCAUAUUGUUAGAAUGCCCUUAUUGAUGCCCUUGCAAAGUGUGGGAGGGUCAAUGAAGCGUUAACACUCUUUAAUAUGGAGGAUGAAGGAUGUGAUCAGACAGUUUAUACAUAUACAAUACUCAAAAGAGGACUGUUCAGGGAGCAUAAAUAUGAAGAGGCAAUGAAGCUUUGGGAUAUGAUGAUUGAUAAAGGUAUCACACCAACUGCAGCCUCUUUUAGGGCUCUCUCAAUUGGGCUUUGUGUAUCAGGCAAGGUGACUAAGGCCUGCGAGAUUUUGGAUGAUCUAGCACCAAUGGGUGUUAUUCCUGAGACAGCUUUUGAAGAUAUGAUCCAUGUGCUGUGCAAAGCAGGCCGUAUCAAGGAGGCCUGCAAGUUGGCUGAUGGUAUUGUUGAUAAGGGUAGAGAAAUACCUGGAAGAAUUCGAACUGUUCUAAUCAAUGCCUUGAGAAAGGCAGGCAAUGCAGAUUUGGCCAUGAAGUUGAUGCAUGGUAAGAUUGGUAUAGGUUAUGAUAGAAUGGGCAGCAUUAAGAGGCGAGUGAAAUUCCAGAUUCUUGUUGAAAGUUGAGUAAAUUUUAUGACACAAAGGUGGUCUUGUUUUAUUGUCUAAACUCAAAGAGCUGAUUCUGAGCAAAUGCUUUAUCCUUGUCCUUCACAUAAUUCGGUUUAAGAACUAUCACUUGUCUGUUCGCUUACUAGAUAGCAGUCAAGUAACCAAUUCUGUUCAGCUGCUAAGAACAUCCAUCAUGUCAUGCUGCAAAUCCUUGGGCAUGCAUCCAAGGUAUGUACUUGGUCACUCCUUAAGAACAAUUAUUUCAAAUAUCAUAUGUAGAAAAUUUGCCCAUACACACAACAGCACCUGAUUCUGGUACUGCCAUAGAUGUAUGGUACAAGGUGCACUUUUGACUAGAUCUUAUAGAUAAUGUGUUCAUCAAGUUGUGACUCUAUAUCUAAAGACUUUGGAGAUUUUGCAUAUGACAGAUCUCUCUUCCAAAAGGUAUAAUAUUUCAGACCCAAGCAAAAUUAUGGAAUAUCAUUUAGGACCACAUAUAACUUAAUUUGCACAAAUAACUUUAUUAUAACUUAACUGCAAUUUUUUAGUUGGUUCUCUUAAAUGAAUUGUGUAGAAAAUGCUGCACAAGCAAAUAUUUUUGGUGUCAAGAGAGGAAGCCGAAGUUUUCCUUAUCAUGGCUAUCAUUUUCUAAAGUAGCUUUUGGUAUCAUUUUCAAGAUCUACAUGGUCAUCUUAUUGUCAGGGUAACCUUUUCACAGCUAAGUUAAGAUUAUCAUGUUUGGUUAACAAUUAUCAAUUAUUGGGGAUUAAGAAUCAGUG